GUAUAGGGGGGAGGAGGGCUUCCCCUCCAGCUGCAGGCCAGGUGGCCGUAGUCCAGGGACGCACAGGCUGAUGCUGGCCUCUGAGGCGUGGUCCUGCUAGCUUUGGUGAGCGAACCUGGUCAGCCCCCAAGUGGACACGGAUUUGCCCUGGGACUGUCCUGAGCAGGGAAACUAGUGUGAGGGAUGGGCUCUAGCCCAGUGUGGCUUGCCCCACACAGACUCAGAGGGCCCUGUGUGGGGUCAGGGAGUGUGGGGAUAUGUUCAGGGGUGCUCCUGGAGGAGGGUGGUGGUCAGGAAUGUGCGGAGUGGAGGUGGGAGAUGCUUGCUGGAGACGUCACACUUCUGCUCUCUCCUUUUCAGGGACAUACAGUUUGGUCUGCUUCGACUGUGCGGUAGUGAACAGCUUUACUUGUUCCACUAUACGGACGUGUAUCUAUGAUAUCAGGCGCUGCAUGACUAUUUCCAUUCGUUUGAACUCUCGUGAACUCCUUGUUUACAAAAACUGUACAUUCAACUGCACAUUUUUAUAUCCGGUUGAAGUGCCCCCAGAAGCACCAAGAAAAAUCACAAGAUACACGAAUUUCUAUUACGUUCGUUGUUGUAGUAGUAUGCGUUGCAACGAUGGAGGACCUACUAAUAUUGAGAGGGAUAUCUUUCCCUUUCAAACAAUUGAGGAGGAACUAUCGCGAGGAACUGUGUAUUUGGGAGAAUCCACCUUUUUCCUGAGCCUCGCCUCCAUCAUCUCCAUCAUCGUAGGCAAAACGCUGACUUGA
Molecule: messenger RNA, 773 nt
Organism: Loxodonta africana (African savanna elephant)
Lineage: Eukaryota; Metazoa; Chordata; Mammalia; Proboscidea; Elephantidae
Gene: GML
Product: glycosylphosphatidylinositol anchored molecule like
Exons: 2
Coding region: 258-773 (171 amino acids)
Source: RefSeq, a predicted model, not a curated record